CUUUCUACACGAGCAAGUACGGCUACAAGAUGUGUCUGCGCGUGUACCUGAACGGGGACGGCACCGGCCGCGGGACCCAUCUGUCCCUGUUCUUUGUGGUCAUGAAGGGACCCAACGACGCGCUUCUGCGGUGGCCCUUCAACCAGAAGGUCACCCUGAUGCUCCUGGACCAGAACAACCGGGAGCACAUCAUCGAUGCCUUCCGACCCGACGUGACCUCCUCCUCCUUCCAGCGCCCCGUCACAGAGAUGAACAUUGCCAGCGGCUGCCCACUCUUCUGCCCCGUCUCGGUGAUGGAAGCCAAGAACUCCUACGUGCGUGAUGACGCCAUCUUUAUUAAAGCCAUCGUCGAUCUCACGGGCCUCUAA
Molecule: messenger RNA, 368 nt
Organism: Mesitornis unicolor (brown roatelo)
Lineage: Eukaryota; Metazoa; Chordata; Aves; Mesitornithiformes; Mesitornithidae
Product: TNF receptor-associated factor 2-like
Exons: 2
Biological process (GO): protein K63-linked ubiquitination; positive regulation of canonical NF-kappaB signal transduction; positive regulation of JNK cascade
Cellular component (GO): cytoplasmic side of plasma membrane; plasma membrane signaling receptor complex
Molecular function (GO): ubiquitin-protein transferase activity; ubiquitin protein ligase binding; tumor necrosis factor receptor binding
Source: RefSeq, a predicted model, not a curated record